Molecule: messenger RNA, 1962 nt
Organism: Scleropages formosus (Asian bonytongue)
Lineage: Eukaryota; Metazoa; Chordata; Actinopteri; Osteoglossiformes; Osteoglossidae
Product: proprotein convertase subtilisin/kexin type 4-like
Exons: 13
Coding region: 1-1959 (652 amino acids)
Biological process (GO): peptide hormone processing
Cellular component (GO): trans-Golgi network; Golgi membrane
Molecular function (GO): serine-type endopeptidase activity
Source: RefSeq, a predicted model, not a curated record
AUGCACCUGAGGGUCCCACGACAAUCAUUACAGCCCCAUUAUUUGUAUAAUGUGCGGCUCAAGAAGGAUCCAGAGAGUGAAGAUUUUGAGCUGAAUGUAGUGUCAGCUUGGGCUUUAGGAUACACAGGAAAAGGGGUAGUGGUGUCAGUCAUAGAUGACGGCAUUGAGAAGAGUCACCCAGAUAUUUUGGGCAACUAUGACCCACAGGCCAGCUAUGACAUGAAUGAUAAUGAUGACAACCCUGAACCUCGAUACACACUAAAAAAUGAAAACAGUCAUGGGACACGCUGUGCUGGACAAGUGGCUGCUGUGGCAAAUAAUGGAGUGUGUGGAGUUGGGGUAGCAUUUCAAGCUAAGAUCGGAGGGGUUCGGAUGUUGGAUGGUCAUUUGACUGACCUAAUAGAGGCCAAGUCUCUAAACUUCAACCAACAGCAUAUUGAUAUAUAUAGUGCCAGUUGGGGACCUGAAGACAAUGGCAAGAUUGUGGAUGGGCCAAGCUUCUUGACCCAGGAGGCUUUCAUCAGAGGCAUAAACAAUGGCCGUGGAGGUUUGGGUUCGAUAUAUGUUUGGGCCUCUGGGAAUGGCGGCAUCAACUAUGACAACUGUAACCUUGAUGGUUAUGUCAAUAGCAUUUACACACUGUCUGUCAGCAGUGCCACAGAGAGGGGAACUGUGCCUGUCUACAGUGAGCCUUGUUCCGCCAUUCUAACGACUACCUACAGCGGCGGCAGCCUGCAUCACCGCAAAACUGUCACAACAGACCUGCGGCACUCUUGUACCUCAUCUCAUACUGGAACGUCUGCAUCCGCCCCUUUGGCUGCUGGGAUCAUCGCACUGGCUUUAGAGGCAAACCCUACACUGACCUGGCGUGACGUGCAGCACAUCACAGUUCGAGCUUCCAGACCAGCAAAUCUGCGAGUGAAUGACUGGCAUAUAAAUGGAGCAGGCAGACCUGUUAGCCAUUAUUACGGGUUUGGACUGCUCGACGCUGGGAUGUUUGUGGACCUGGCCAGGAAAUGGAAACCUGUUAGACCUCAAAGGAAGUGCCUCAUUGAUGUCAUCACCAGACCCCUUGAACUACAUGGGGAUUUAGUGCUGAAGUGGAAUGUGACAGCAUGCCUGAGAACCAGAAACUGGAUUUCAUCGCUGGAACAUAUCCAAGCAAGACUCACACUGAGCUACAUCCGACGUGGAGAUCUGAUUAUUGUUCUCAUGAGCCCCUCGGGAACACCCUCCGUCUUGACCACUGUCAGGCCUCUUGAUAAAUCUCAUAAGGGAUACACCAACUGGGCCUUCAUGAGUACGCACGCCUGGGACGAGGAACCCAGUGGAGAAUGGGCCCUCAAAAUAGUGAAUAUCAGAGGCUGGUCCAGCACAGGUAUCUUGUCAAAGUUCCAACUACAGCUUUAUGGGACAGAGGAGAAUAUGAGAGGACGUCGCACAGAGCGCGCAGUGGUUCAGCAGUGUUCAGUUCUCAAUUCCGAUGGUACUUGUAAAGAAUGCAUCUAUCCUUUAUACAAGUUUGAGAACAUCUGCUUGGUCUCCUGCCCCCCUCGUUAUUACGAAUGGGGCAGUAACAGCACCGACUCAAUUCGUCUUUGCCAGCCGUGCCACAAAAGCUGUCAAACAUGCUUUGGUCCAUGGGAAAAUAAUUGCCUGGAUUGUCCCCCAUACUCCACCUUGGACCUUCAGUUGGGAACAUGCAGCGCCGUUGUCUACCCCUGGGACCACAGAGGCAAGAUCAUGGAUGACGUGAAACAGUCAACUACCAUGCUCGGCAUUCUUGUGGGGGGCUUGCUGUCACUCAUAUGUCUCUGUUGGGUGCUCAUGUGGAUAGCGAGCAGAGUAAUACGCUCGCGAACGGCAGCGAGGAACCAGGUGAGCCAGAGUGGCUAUGCCAGUGAGGUCAGAGACAUUGAGAUGGCAACUUUUAACCUGGAGGAAACCCAGUCUGCAUAAAAC